Messenger RNA from Siniperca chuatsi (mandarin fish), 2308 nucleotides. RefSeq names its product SUN domain-containing protein 1-like. Lineage: Eukaryota; Metazoa; Chordata; Actinopteri; Centrarchiformes; Sinipercidae. Gene Ontology annotation, molecular function: protein-membrane adaptor activity. The transcript has 8 exons. Gene Ontology annotation, biological process: nuclear envelope organization. Bases 540 to 1604 code for a protein of 354 amino acids. Gene Ontology annotation, cellular component: nuclear envelope; meiotic nuclear membrane microtubule tethering complex. The record is from RefSeq and is a predicted model, not a curated record.
CAUUGUUUCUAUCACAGAUCUAUAGAAAACACACCCAGCAAGCAGAGCAACAAUAACUCUGUAUGGUUUCUGUUUUAUAUAAUAUUCAUACAUGCAUGCAUAUGAUAAAUCCCAGCUUUGGGACAUUUAUAUUCAGACUGUGUGAGAAAGGUCUUUCUAAUAUUGUUGUCCAGUGUAUGUAAAUGGGGCUUGACAAAAUAUUAGAAAUACCUUUCAAGAAAAUGCAAUCCAGUCAUGGCCAUGAAUUCCCUAAAAUCCAAUCCAAAAACAAUAUUUUUAGACUUGAUUUUAGUUUAAAUUAUUUUGGUUACUUUCAUGCACAGUAGAAAGUUACUGAAAGCCCAUAUUUAAAUGGGUAACUGUACUUAAGGGCAAUCCUUGUUUGAACUUUAUACUUUUAAAUUUGAAGGCAGUAAUGUAGCACAUAGUUGACUGGACAUAGUCUAAUAAUGAGAAAAGUAACAGUUAAAAGUGUCUGACAUGCCAUGUGUCAGAGAGUGACUGAAUCCCUCCUUUGCUCUCUCGUUUGAUUUGCAGUCAUGUCACGAAGAAGCUCUCGAUUGGAAUCCACAGGAUACUAUGACAGUGAGGGAGAACCGUCCAUUUCCUACAGGGAGACCCUGUACAGGAUUUUCAGAACACGACGGACCCAUCCUCGGUCCGGUAGAGGAGAGACCACCAGAAACAAAAACAGAAACAGAAAUAAAAACAGCAACAGAAACAAAAACAGCACCACAAAUGACAACAGAAAUGACAACAGAAAUGACAACAGAAACGACAACAGAAACGACUGUGACAGCAACAGAAAAAGAAACAGCAGGGGCCCCAGUAUGUCCAGCCUUAAGAUUUUUGGCUUUCUGUUCUUCAUUCUCCCCCUGUGUUUCGGAUUUGCAUACUUGAGUCUAACUCUGAGCAGCAACUUUCUGGAUUCAGGAUCCCCAGAGUCACCAGUCUCAUCAAUCAUCGCGACCAUGGACUUGAAUGCAGGAUUUACAGACAUGGUGAAGCACCAUAGAGAGCAGCAAGACGAGCUGCUGAGGUUAAAGAAGAUGACAAACUACCUGCUUCCGGCCGCGGACACUUUGCCCAACUUUGCUCUGGAAUCACUCGGGGCCAGUGUUUUAUUCCAGCUGUCAUCAAAAACAUACACGACACAAGAGGCAGGACUGACGUUUUUUGGGAUACGUAUCUGGCGACCACCUGUGACCCCAAGGAUUGUUAUUCAGGGACACUCUCCUCUGGUUCCAGGAUGCUGCUGGGCCUUUGCAGGUGGGCGUGGACAUUUAGUCAUUGCCUUGUCCUACCCAGUCACCAUCAGCCAUGUGACACUGGGUCACAUUUCAAAGAACUUGUCCCCAACUGGCAGCAUUUCCAGCGCCCCAAAGGAGUUUUCUGUCUAUGGAAUGGAGACUUUAAACGAUGAAGGAAGCCACUUAGGAACCUUUCUUUAUGAUCAGGACGGGGACUCAGUACAGACUUUCAAACUGCCUGAUCAUAAAAAAGGUGUCUUCAACUACGUGAAGCUGCAAGUCGAGAGCAACUGGGGCCAUCCUGACUACUCCUGUCUGUACAGCUUCAGGGUCCAUGGGAAGCUGGCAGACUGAAGAUGGAAAUAAAGGAGAAGACAGAAGUAAAUAUAGGUAAAUAUAGAGGUGAGUAUAUGUGAAGGUGAAUCAGACUCAAAACAUCUGUGAAUAAAUAGACUGAGUUUAAUCUUGGAAUUUGCAGGCAUGAAAAUAUUUUAGAUAUUUUAAUAUAGUAAUACAUUAUAUAUAGUGUUAGUGGGUUAGUGGGUGGGAAGCCAGUGAGGUAUGAUAUCCGCUCUUACUAGUUGGGUGGGGCACCUGUGCAGAGGAGGACGGGGUGGGUGGGAGUUGGGGGGGAGUGUGGUGAACCUCGGUACACCACACUUCCUCCCGCCCUGCCAGGUGAAAAGAAGCUGCUGGAGGCUCCAUGUGGAUCGGAGGAGAUACGUGGCUGUCUACACCGCAGUGUGGGGAAUUUUCUGUCACUCCAAAUUCAACAACACAAGAUAUAAUCUCUUCUAUGUGUUCCCAGAUGUUUUUAGUCUGAUUCACCUUCACCGUAGGCGGCACAGUGGUGCAGUGGUUAGCACUGUAGCCGCACAGAGGAAGGACUGGUGUUCAUUUUCUGGCUCCACUUCUCUCUCUGUGUAGAGUCUAUUCUCUCUGUGUCUGUAUGGGUUUUCUCCGGGUGCUCCGGUUUCCUCCCACACUCCAAAGACAUGCUAAGACAUGGACAAUUGGCCACUCUGUAAAGACAAUAAAGACUUUAUUUACUUACUAUA